AAUACCUCCAGUCUUGUUAUCCCAAUCCCACUGGCACCGCUUCUGUUUGUGGAGAUUUCCUGGGACCAAUUUUGCUUUGUCCAACUUCAGCAUGAAGCUGUUCAUCGGGGCACUGAUUCUGUGCUUAUCUCUGAGUCAAGGGAAAUGCACUGAAGAAACCAUGCAGGAUAAUGUCAUCCCUCCUUCUCCAUUGCCGGAGGAAAGCUCCUAUUCCGACUGGGGAAUUGGGACCAUCCGAGAUGGCAUUGAUGCUGUUAAUGGCUAUUUUGACUUUGUCUCAGAGAUAUUAGGAGGGAAGAAUGGAGUCUGUCAAUACAGGUGCAGAUACGGUAAAGCACCAUUGCCUAGACCAAAUUAUAAAUCUCCAGAACCCAAUGGCUGUAGCUCCUAUUUCCUGGGUCUCAAGGUACCAGAAAGUCUUGAUAUGGGCAUCCCGGCCAUGACUAAAUGCUGCAACCAGCUGGAUGCGUGUUAUGAUACCUGUGGGUCUAAUAAAUAUCGCUGCGAUGCCAAGUUUCGUUGGUGCAUGCAGUCCAUCUGCUCUGACCUUAAACGUAGCCUUGGUUUUGUCUCCAAGGUAGAAGCAUGUGAAUCCAUAGCCGAUACGAUAUUCCAAACAGUCAGGACCUUGGGUUGCCGUCCCUUCAUGAACAGCCAAAGAAGUGCCUGCAUCUGUAGUGAAGAAGAACGAGACGAAUUGUGAAAAUGACCAUCAAGCUGUCUGGUAGCGUGACAACGGUGGCUUCUGGUGUCCUUUGUUUACAUGAAGCUUGGUCUUCUGUCUUCUGGAACAAGCACAUAAGUAUCUUAACUUUGGGCCUUGGGAAUCAAUCCCAAGGCUGGUGAACACCCAGGCAUUAAUUGUCAAGCCAGCAUGAUUGAGAAAGGAAUCCCCCCAAAAGCAAUGGAAUGGCUUGGUCCAAUACCCUCCUCUGUUCUAUCUAAUGACUUUUAUCCACUUCCCAGAGCAUCGGCUUGAUUUAGAGAUGAUUCGUCAUGUAAGAAGAACAGCUGAGAUGGACACAAGUGGUCCAGGCAUCAGAGAAGAUCUGCAAGAUGAUUCUGACAAUAUUAUACACCUUUGCAGCCCAUAUGUAUAUGAUAAGCCCACGGCUUUCCUCAGAGGCUGUCGCUUUUGCUUUUCAAAGGGAUACAAAGUCAUGGAAACCUCACAUUGCUGUUAAAAAAAAAAAGAAGCCCAUCAAUAUUGACUGGAUUAUCCAUUACAGAACUCAGUUUGAGUUGUGGGCAUCUGCUUGAAGACAAAGGAGAGAAGAUCAAGAAGAUCGGAGUAUGAAGUCAUUGUGCAUAAUGCUCAUUUUAUUUUCCCUUUAGAUCACUGUUCCCUUAGAAGA
This is a messenger RNA of Pseudonaja textilis, 1355 nucleotides long. It is a transcript of the gene PLA2G12B, whose product is annotated as phospholipase A2 group XIIB. Gene Ontology annotation, molecular function: A2-type glycerophospholipase activity; calcium ion binding. Gene Ontology annotation, cellular component: extracellular region. Lineage: Eukaryota; Metazoa; Chordata; Lepidosauria; Squamata; Elapidae. The record is from RefSeq and is a predicted model, not a curated record. Gene Ontology annotation, biological process: phospholipid metabolic process; triglyceride homeostasis; arachidonate secretion.